AUGGAGACGUAUCACGGGCACGUCCGCACUCCUGCGGACGCUAUCAUUCUAUUUGAGGCUUGCCGGAUUGGUCUCUUACCCCGCGUGCAAAGGCGACUCUCAGAAAAAGAACGACAAUCCAUACGAUCUGGUUCAGUCUUUGUAUGGGAUGAGCGAGAAGCGGGAAUGCGCCGAUGGACUGAUGGGAAGUCAUGGAGUGCUAGCCGUGUCUCUGGUAGUUUCUUGACUUACCGCGAAAUGGAAGGCAAGCGUGGAGGUGGCAGUACCACCCAAGCCACUGUAUCCCGAGGAGGCAAGACACCAGAGAGUCGGGGCAGUGACGAUGACCGCGAUGGAACGGACGAGGGACCUGAUGGGUACCGCUACAAACCAGAUGGCUUGAUGAAGCAGUCUUUCAGUAUCACGACAUCCAACGGUCAACACUUGCACCUGAUUAGCUAUUACUCACGAUCUCAUCCUUCUGCCGCCAACCUACAACAACCAACUUCCGAUCCUGCGCUGCGCCACGUUCGCCCCCAGAAAGGACUAUAUCCCGAGUCAACCGUCAAUGAUCAGCAAAAUCUUCCCGUUGUCACCCGCGGUCCCAUGGCAGGCGCUGCAUAUCCCAUCACUCCUCACCCCCUCGGCGCUUAUCCGCGCGCCACGCAUCCGCAGCCAUAUCCGGGAGCGUAUGCUUGGCCGCCCACCCCUCUAGCCACACCACCGACUGUCUCCGUUCAAUAUGGCCCGGGUCCUUCUUAUCUUCCUCCGGUAGCCGCCAACGGACAUCAUCAUUAUGGCCCGCCACACCAUCAACCGCCACACCAUCAGCCACCAUCCCACCAACAUUCAGGUGGACUCCCUCCCCCUCUCCACACCAUGUCAGGCCCAUAUGACCGCCCCCCUCAUAUGGAAUCAACAUUGCCUCCAGCUGGACCACCACCGCACCAGCCAAGCUACAUGAACCGUUCCCCGCGAUCAUUACAUGACCACGCCCACGAGCAACGGAGCCCACCCGGUUAUGGACACCCUCUGGGCGAUCCUCGUAUGGCAUCACCGCGUGUGCCAGGACAGUCCUUGGCGCAGCCAAAUGGACAUGCACACAGCCCUCACCUGACAAAACAGGAAAAUAACGCCCAGUUCCACUCUCUCAAUCCCAUCGCUGCCUCACCAAAGCUUUCUGAUUCUGCAAGUGCUGGAAAUGGUGUCCCCGGCAUCAACUCAUUGAUGAACGGUGCCUCAUUAGCUCCUCUGUCUUCCUCGACUGCUUCACCUGGUGCUCCCGCGAGCUCGAACGGAGCGCCUGCACCGGCAGCUGGACCACGGGAUAUUCCCAAUGAGAAGAUCGGGUUUGGGGGCGAGGAUACCAGAGCAUUGCGCCAACUGGAUCGCGCAUUUAUUGCAUGA
Molecule: messenger RNA, 1386 nt
Organism: Penicillium bovifimosum
Lineage: Eukaryota; Fungi; Ascomycota; Eurotiomycetes; Eurotiales; Aspergillaceae
Product: camp independent regulatory protein
Exons: 1
Coding region: 1-1386 (461 amino acids)
Molecular function (GO): DNA binding
Source: RefSeq, a predicted model, not a curated record